Messenger RNA from Microthlaspi erraticum, 789 nucleotides. The record is from the annotation of a GenBank genome assembly. Lineage: Eukaryota; Viridiplantae; Streptophyta; Magnoliopsida; Brassicales; Brassicaceae.
AUGGCGUCUCCUUCGCUCCUACACUCUUCCGCUUCUUCGUUUCACGGCCGUUUUCCAUCGCUAGCGGCUCCAUCCUCCGCAAGGGUGCUCAGAAACUCAGUGGUCAAAGUCUCGGCGUCCGGAACUGUGCUCGUCGAGAAAUCUGAGGCGGAGAAGACCAAGCGGCUCAAAACCGCUUACCUCGAGAGAAUCAUUCCUGCGCUCAAAGACGAGUUCAAGUACAUUAAUAUUCACCAGGUUCCAAAGGUUCAGAAGAUUGUAGUGAAUUGUGGUAUUGGAGAUGCAGCGCAGAACGACAAAGGUUUGGAGGCUGCAAUGAAAGAUAUAGCGCUUAUUACAGGGCAGAAACCGGUGAAGACACGAGCCAGAGCUUCCAUUGCCACUUUCAAGAUUAGGGAAGAUCAACCGCUUGGGAUUGCUGUCACUCUCAGAGGAGAUGUAAUGUACUCGUUCUUGGAUCGUCUUAUCAAUUUAGCCCUUCCAAGAACUCGAGAUUUCCAAGGGGUGAGUCCCAGUAGCUUUGAUGGGAACGGAAACUACAGCAUUGGUGUGAAAGACCAAAGUGUAUUUCCUGAAAUCAGAUUUGAUGCCAUUGGAAAAGCAAGAGGAAUGGAUGUAUGCAUCAGCACUACAGCUAAAACCGAUCAAGAAGGACAGAAGCUAUUGGCUCUGAUGGGAAUGCCUUUCAGGGAAGGUGGCGGUGGUGGCAACCUAGGCGCGCCAAUGCGGAAGAAGAAGCUAAAGGCUCAUCAUUUUGAUGCUAAAGGAAAAGGAAAGGGAAAGAAAUGA